UAUAUUCAUCGAUCUAUAUACUUCUCUCAUUCAUGGCUACCCAGCAGAUUGUUUUAUUGUUCACGGUUUGUCUCUUAAUCAUAACAGUUGGUCUAACCCUAAACCCAUCCGACCUAAUAGGCUUAGGGCUCGAUGGGAGACUCACCAACCAUCCUUCCCACGUUAAAGCAGUUUCAUCUGAUUUCGGUGGGGUCAAGACAGCCGAGCCAUUAGCGGUUCUUCAUCCGGCAUCAGCCGAUGACGUGGCCAGGCUUGUCAAGGCGGCGUAUGAAUCUACUCAUGGCUUCACCGUCUCCGCUAGGGGACAUGGUCACUCGAUUAACGGUCAGGCUCAGACGUCUAACGGAGUCGUGGUGGAUAUGGGCGCGGCGGCUAGGGGACAUAGAUCGAAAGUUUUUGAGGAGUUUAUGUAUGUUGAUGUGUGGGGUGGAGAGCUAUGGAUAGAUGUGCUCAAGUCUACUUUAGAGUAUGGACUCGCACCAAAGUCGUGGACUGAUUACUUGUAUUUAACGGUUGGAGGUACACUCUCUAAUGGUGGGAUUAGUGGUCAAGCUUUUAAUCAUGGACCUCAGAUUAACAAUGUUCAUGAGCUCGAUGUUGUCACAGGCAAGGGGGAACUAUUGACAUGUUCUGACGAGACGAACUCUCAACUUUUCCACGCUGUCCUUGGUGGACUUGGUCAGUUUGGAAUCAUCACUAGGGCUAGAAUUUCACUUGAACCUGCCCCCCAAAUGGUGAGGUGGAUCAGAGUUCUUUAUUCAAAUUUCUCUGCUUUUACCCAUGAUCAAGAAUAUCUCAUCUCCUUGCAUGGCCGACCCGACACCCAUAAAUUCGACUACGUCGAAGGAUUCGUCAUCGUCGAUGAAGGUUUAGUCAACAACUGGAGAUCGUCUUUCUUUUCUCCGGCGAAUCCCGUUAAGAUCUCGUCGAUUAAAGCCAAAGGCGGCGUCUUGUAUUGUCUUGAGAUCACCAAGAACUACCACCAAUCCGAUGCUCAAACCAUUGAUCAGGAAGUUGAGGCCCUAAUGAAGAAAUUGAAUUAUGUACCGGCUACAGUCUUUAGCACGGACUUGCCCUACGUGGAUUUCUUGGACCGGGUUCACAAGGCCGAGUUGAAGCUCCGGUCGAAGGGGUUAUGGGAUGUACCACACCCUUGGCUUAAUUUGUUUGUCCCCAAAUCAAAGAUAGAUGAGUUUGAUAAAGGAGUUUUCAAGGGUAUUUUGGGUAAUAAGACCAGCGGACCAAUUCUCAUCUACCCCAUGAACAAGGACAAAUGGGACGAAAGAACAUCAGUGGUCUUGCCAAAAGAUCAAGUCUUUUACCUAGUGGCUUUCUUGAGAUCAGCUUUAAGUGAUGGGGACGAAACGCAAACCCUAGAAUACCUAAGCAAUCAAAACCGUCAAAUCUUGAGUUUUUGUGCUGCUGCUGGAAUCCAACAUAAGCAAUAUUUGCCUCACUAUACCACCCAAGAAGGAUGGAAGGAACACUUUGGAGAUAGAUGGCCACAAUUUUAUAACCGUAAAAUGGAGUUUGAUCCUCGACAUAUCUUGGCCUCCGGACAACGCAUAUUUAAGCCGUCUUUUAUAUCGAAUAUUGCAUCUUAUUGAGCCAAAUUAAACGAUUAGUGGUCUUGAUUAGCAUACUAACCCUAAUGUGGUCCUUGUCAAUUCCAAGUCUUUAAUUUUGUACAUAAGGAAUGAUAUGGUGAAUUAGAAGAAGAAUUAGAUACAUAGUAUUAUUUUGCCUCUUUUAUUAUAAUAUAAAAGAGACAAACUUUAAUAUUGA
Molecule: messenger RNA, 1785 nt
Organism: Impatiens glandulifera
Lineage: Eukaryota; Viridiplantae; Streptophyta; Magnoliopsida; Ericales; Balsaminaceae
Product: cytokinin dehydrogenase 5-like
Exons: 5
Coding region: 33-1607 (524 amino acids)
Biological process (GO): cytokinin metabolic process
Molecular function (GO): cytokinin dehydrogenase activity; FAD binding
Source: RefSeq, a predicted model, not a curated record